AUGACUUUACGACCCCACGCUAUUGCUUUUCGUCUAAAAAAUUUGUCAGAAAAUCCCCUCAAUUACAAAAAUAGCGAAAAAGAGUUAGUCUCUAUUAUCAGAGUUUUGCAAGAAUUAAUAAAGGAAGAAGAGAGAAGAACCCUCAGUAAUCAGAAAAUAGCCGCAAUUUCUUCUGCCUUGGAAAAUGUUAAGCAAAAGAAAGACGAUUUAAGGAAAAAUGAAAUGGAACGACGCCAACUCGGCUUUGUGCGGGGCGUGGAUUUAAAUAAAUCGGAAAUUAAAGACUUUAAAAUUACUAACAACACUAUUUAUUUUCCCCUUACUGCUAUUUCCGGUAUUGGGGAAAAAGUGGCUGAAAAAAUUGUUAACUAUCGAAAAGAAAAAGGCCCCGUUACCGGUAAUUGGUCAGAAGAAUUAAAAGAGACACUAAACACUAACCAUUUGGAGCAGUUAUCUAACCUCCAAAAAUACGACCUAUUAAUUAAUUUGUAA
Molecule: messenger RNA, 492 nt
Organism: Racocetra fulgida
Lineage: Eukaryota; Fungi; Glomeromycota; Glomeromycetes; Diversisporales; Gigasporaceae
Source: the annotation of a GenBank genome assembly